UAGAUACGCGUUGGAUAUUUGUUAUCUUUUUGUUAAUUUGCAAUUUUUAAUAGAGAUAUUUCCUUGGACUAGGAUUUGAUUAUUAUAAUCAUAGGUGAAAGCAGACCAAUGAGAGAAGAGUAUCGAUCGUAACAACACGACAUUCGGUUUCAGCGAAUGAGAAGCAUCUUAUACAUAACCAAUAGUAACAGUGAGAAGAGGAGUGAGAAAGGAGAAGUGGAAGAGAGAAAGAGAAAGAGAGUGAGAGAGAGAGAGAAAGUGAUAGAAGACAGAAGUUAGAAGAAAGAGAAACACGGAAAUUACAGACGGACAAGUGUCUUUUAUCAAAGUGUUACAAGUUAUUAUAUUUAUUUCAUUCUUCGACGGACAUUUAAACAAUUCAAAGAUGCCGAACAUUAAAUUACAAAGUUCUGAUGGCGAGGUAUUUGAGGUGGACGUAGAUAUUGCAAAAUGUUCUGUAACCAUUAAAACAAUGUUGGAGGAUUUAGGUAUGGACGAGGACGAAGAAGAAGUUGUACCUUUGCCCAAUGUUAAUUCUGUUAUUCUAAGGAAAGUAUUACAAUGGGCAACUUAUCAUAAAGAUGAUCCACCUCCACCAGAGGAUGAUGAAAAUAAAGAGAAACGUACAGAUGAUAUUAGCUCUUGGGAUGCUGACUUUUUAAAAGUUGAUCAGGGUACACUUUUUGAAUUAAUUUUGGCAGCUAACUAUCUUGAUAUUAAAGGAUUGUUAGAUGUAACAUGCAAGACUGUUGCCAAUAUGAUUAAAGGCAAAACUCCAGAAGAAAUUCGUAAGACUUUCAACAUAAAGAACGAUUUUACGGCAUCGGAGGAAGAACAGGUUCGCAAGGAAAAUGAAUGGUGCGAGGAGAAAUAAGCCAAAGGAUAUCAUAUUUUUAAAUAUUUAAUUUUAGUGUUUUUCAAUUUUUAAUUAAAAUUUUUUGUUUUUUUUUCCCCUUUCCACAACUCAUUUUUUUUGUUUUUGUUUCUUUUUUUUUUUUUUUGUUUUUUUUUCUAAUCCUGUUACCUUCUAAUAAAAUAUUUUGGUAUCAAGUACAUACAAUAAUCUAUAGGAAACAAUGGUUCCAUCCAAAUGCUUAGAUAAUAUAUGAUAAACUUGAUAUGAUUUAUUUGUCCAUAUUAAAUAGCAAAUAUUAAUGAAAUUUCUAUACGAUGUACACCAUAGAGUUCUCUCUUUCCAUAGAGUAUUCUUUCUUUUUUUUUGGUCUCUUAGUAACAUAAGUUUUACAUCACUUUAAAUCUAAGCUCCUCAAGAUUUAUUUUGUGAAAAUAUAGUUAGAAUAUAUUUGCAUAAUAUUAGGUAAUAUAUUAAUAUAUCUCUCAAUCUCUCUCUAUUUCUCUCACUCUCUCUCUCUCUCUCUGUGGCAUUACAACUUAAAUUAAAAAAAAAAAAAAGGAAUAUUGUGUAUACAUUAGUUGACAAAAUUAAAGGAUAAGACUUAACAAUA
Molecule: messenger RNA, 1466 nt
Organism: Vespa crabro (European hornet)
Lineage: Eukaryota; Metazoa; Arthropoda; Insecta; Hymenoptera; Vespidae
Gene: SkpA
Product: S-phase kinase-associated protein 1
Exons: 3
Coding region: 386-874 (162 amino acids)
Biological process (GO): SCF-dependent proteasomal ubiquitin-dependent protein catabolic process
Cellular component (GO): cytoplasm; nucleus
Molecular function (GO): cullin family protein binding
Source: RefSeq, a predicted model, not a curated record